GGGGCGCCGCGCCCCCUGGUGGCCGCCGCGGGGAUCGCAGGCAGGAAGGGGGCCUGGGGCCACCUGCCCGCGGACCCUCUUCACUAACCACGACACUGAGGCCGGAGAGGGGCCUUGCAGCAUGAAUUGCGAGAUCUGGUGACAGAAGCCUGGAAAGAAACCAUUUGGGCACUGAGCUUGCAGGAGGCCCCAGAAGAACCCUGGGAUGGACGGAGACGCAGUGCGGCCCCCCGCCGAGCCACCCACGAGGAAGAAAUUCUUCAUACCACUGGGCGAGGAUGAGGCCCCUCCUGUAGGGGUCAAGCCCUUAUUCAAAUCCACCCGGAGCCUGCCCACUGUGGAGACCUCGGUUCAGGCAGCCCCUCAGACCUAUGCAGAGUAUGCCAUCUCGGGACCUCCAGGACUGGCUGGAGCUCCACACCCCACCGGGCCAGAACCCCUGACAGGAGAGACCCCCAAUCAGGCCUCCAAACCAGGGGCAAAAUCCAACAGCAUCAUUGUGAGCCCCCGCCAGAGGGGCAACCCUGUGCUGAAGUUUGUGCGGAACGUGCCCUGGGAAUUUGGUGACGUGCUUCCCGACUAUGUGCUGGGCCAGAGCACCUGUGCCCUGUUCCUCAGCCUCCGCUACCACAAUCUCCACCCGGACUACAUCCACAAGCGGCUGCAGAGCCUGGGGAAGAGUUUUGCGCUGCGGGUCCUGCUGGUCCAGGUGGACGUGAAAGAUCCUCAGCAACCCCUCAAGGAGCUGGCUAAGAUGUGCAUCCUGGCCGACUGCACCCUGGUCCUUGCCUGGAGCCCCGAGGAGGCCGGGCGGUACCUGGAGACUUACAAAGCCUAUGAGCAGAAGCCGGCCGACCUCCUGAUGGAGAAGCUGGAGCAGGACUUCGUCUCCCGGGUGACUGAAUGCCUGACCACUGUGAAGUCAGUCAAUAAAACAGACAGCCAGACCCUCCUGACAACUUUUGGGUCUCUGGAACAGCUCAUGGCUGCAUCGAGGGAAGAUCUGGCUUUGUGUCCAGGCCUGGGGCCCCAGAAGGUAAGAGCUAUGGGGAUGGGCCUGCUGGGUUGGGGACAGGAGGGAGCUCCAAAUAAAUGGGACCUCGGAUCCCAAAACUCUGAGGUUUUGGAAGGCCCACAGUGCUUCUCCUACAGAUGGGGAAGACUGAGGCCCAGAGAAGGUGGGGACCAGCCCAAACUCACACAGCCAGUCUGGGAUGGAAUCAAGAUCUGGCUCUUUCUCUCCUAGCCCCCAGAGCCCCCUCUGAGCUGAGAGAGAAAGAACCCAAGUCCACCCCAGAUGUAGAAAACAAAUGGCUCAUUUAAUGACUGGUUCCAUUUCUCUCUUGCUCUC
Nyctereutes procyonoides (raccoon dog) is the source of this 1351-nucleotide messenger RNA. It is a transcript of the gene ERCC1, whose product is annotated as ERCC excision repair 1, endonuclease non-catalytic subunit. Gene Ontology annotation, biological process: UV-damage excision repair; meiotic mismatch repair; nucleotide-excision repair. Bases 206 to 1246 code for a protein of 346 amino acids. The record is from RefSeq and is a predicted model, not a curated record. Gene Ontology annotation, molecular function: damaged DNA binding; single-stranded DNA binding. Gene Ontology annotation, cellular component: ERCC4-ERCC1 complex; nucleus; nucleotide-excision repair factor 1 complex. The transcript is spliced from 10 exons. NCBI's taxonomy places the organism in Eukaryota, Metazoa, Chordata, Mammalia, Carnivora, Canidae.